CUAUUGCAGCCAUCUUCAUGUGCAGGAAUAAUAAGUCAUAAACAGGUAGAACGGAAUGCGGGGAAGAAACAGGAAUUCACAGUCCAAAAACCGACAGCAGAAGCCGAGGUUGAAGUGAGGCAGCGUCCAUUAAACUCCCGUCUAAAACUGCCCGGCAAGACCCCAAAGCCUCCUGAGUCUGUCCUUGUUAUUAUUCUUAUUAUUCUUCUUCGUUCUUGGUUCCGACGGGAUACACCCUCCUGGCUGUUCUUCUACCGUGAACGGGGCAUUUUCGGUCUAUAUUUACUCGUUACUCACAGACACCGCCCGUGGUGAUUCAUCCUCUCUGUCGGACUCGUGUUUCCUGACUCUUUUCUUUCUUUUUCCCGUGAGACAAAUAAUUGCAAAACAAUGGUUGCAGAUACUCUGGUCCAUCAUCCUGCCAUAGCGCAUUACUUGCGCUUCGUCGCGACAACAGUCGGUCGAGACAAGGCCCUCCGAACACUCCAGUACUUCUCCCGCUUCUACGCAUGGUACCUCCUACGAACCAACCGUCCCCAAUCCUCCAUCGACACGUACGAGACCAUCAAGAAGCAAUUCGGAACAGCACGGAAGCUCCUCCGACUGGGUAAAUUCGUCGAGAAUCUCAAGGCAGCCGCCGUCGCGUACGACAACAAAACCCCCGCCGACCCCGUCCUCAAAUACCUCGCUAUCGGCCGCCAGCUCGGGUACGCCGGGUACCUGACCAUCGACAACUUCACGGUGCUAGACCUGCUGAAGGUCAAGAAACUCUCCUCCAUCAAGCCGUACCAGGAGGCUGCGUAUCGGUUGUGGUUGACCGGGCUGGUGUUUAGCGCGGUGGCGGGCUUCUACACGCUGUGGAAACUGCGCGAGACGGAGAAGACGGUUAACCGGAAGGAGGGCGAGGGAGUGGUUGAGGCGAAGAAGAUUGAACGCCAACGCGCCGCCGCCCGUAUCCAACUCUUCUCCGAUCUGUGCGAUUUGACCGUUCCCCUUUCCAGUCUCGGGAUUGUCAGUUUCGAUGAAGGCAUCGUGGGCAUUGCCGGUACAAUUAGCAGUUUGAUAGGCGUAUGGUCGCAGUGGAAGAAGACGGCAGCAUGAAAUGGAAUGGAAUGGUAGGAGCUCGGAUCUGACGUGGGCUGAUGUGCAUACGGACUGUUAAUUUGAUAGAGGAUUAUUCUAUUCUUGGAUCAGGCUUUACUCUAUUAUUGAUUUCUUUACGCUGGUGCCUUUCUAUUUCCUUCGUUUCUGGGCGCCAUUGGAUAGUGUUUUGACAAUGCUAUUAACCCCAACC
Molecule: messenger RNA, 1294 nt
Organism: Monascus purpureus
Lineage: Eukaryota; Fungi; Ascomycota; Eurotiomycetes; Eurotiales; Aspergillaceae
Source: the annotation of a GenBank genome assembly